AUGUCCAAGAACGCAUCCGGAGACAAGAAGUUGACCUGUGAGCUCGCGGAGGAAAUGGUGGCCCAGCUCAUGGUGCUGGAGAGACAGGCUGUGGAGGAGGAGGCUGAGGCUGCGCGCCAGCGUGUGGAGGAAGAGUGGAGGAUGCAGGAGGAGAUGGAGAAGAGGUGGCAGGCAGAGCUGUGGCAGAAGGUUGCAGAGAACUGCUGUGUACUGCAGGAGGUAACGAGUGUGAGCGCAGUGGGUACUCCCUCAAUGGCCCCUGUCGGAAAAGUGCCCACUGACUGCCAGUGGUGCUUUGCCUCCAGGGCGGAAUGUACUUGGGGUAAGGUGGUGGACGGCAAGCACAGCACUUGUGACUCCUGUAGUACCAAGAAGAAGCAGUGUGAUCCGAUGGGUGAGUCUGGCGUGGUUCCUCAGGGCAAGAAGCGGGGCACCAUGCCUGGCGAGGACAAGGAGGAGUACCAAUACGACAACCAGGCCUUGGUACAAGUUGCCAACAAUAUUGUCCUCGAGUUGAGUCGGACCAAUGCAUUCCUGGAGUGGAGCAUCCUGAUGUUGGAGCAGAGCGUCAAGGGGAGCGGGAGCUGCAGGGGUGACUUUGGCGCAGAGAGUGCAGAGGAGGCAGUGGGAUUGGACAUGGAGAUCCAGGAGAUAGCGGCAUUGAGAGCUGCGGGUGAGGUUGUUUAUUGCCUGCAAAAGGCAGAGGAAAAUGAGGUCGCGGGCAUCAUUGCCCUGGUACUCACCGUCAUUGGAGCCCCCUGA
This is a messenger RNA of Suillus paluster, 762 nucleotides long. RefSeq lists its product as uncharacterized. The transcript is spliced from 6 exons. The record is from RefSeq and is a predicted model, not a curated record. Lineage: Eukaryota; Fungi; Basidiomycota; Agaricomycetes; Boletales; Suillaceae. The coding region runs from base 1 to 762 and encodes 253 amino acids.